Dunckerocampus dactyliophorus (ringed pipefish) is the source of this 752-nucleotide messenger RNA. It is a transcript of the gene serp2, whose product is annotated as stress-associated endoplasmic reticulum protein family member 2. The record is from RefSeq and is a predicted model, not a curated record. Bases 112 to 309 code for a protein of 65 amino acids. Gene Ontology annotation, cellular component: endoplasmic reticulum. Lineage: Eukaryota; Metazoa; Chordata; Actinopteri; Syngnathiformes; Syngnathidae. The transcript is spliced from 3 exons. Gene Ontology annotation, biological process: endoplasmic reticulum unfolded protein response.
UGAUGCAUCCUGGCUUGAUGCAGCUAGUGUUAUCAGCCUACAUAGUCUAGAUAAUUAAUACAUUUAAUAAAAGGCGACACAGGCUGGUUUGUUUCGCAGACGUGGCAGAAGAUGGUGGCUAAGCAGAGAAUCCGCAUGGCGAACGAGAAACACAGCAAGAACAUCACACAGAGAGGAAACGUAGCCAAGACGCUGCGACCACAAGAGGAAAAGUAUCCAGUGGGCCCCUGGCUGCUCGCCCUCUUUGUAUUUGUUGUGUGUGGAUCAGCCAUUUUCCAGAUCAUCCAGAGUAUUCGUAUGGGAAUGUAAUCCAGAAGCAACAUCUACACUCCCUUCAUGCCCUCACUGAGCCUGGUCAGCACGAACCCCUGAACCCGCCCACCACCCUCGCAGAAAGAACCUAGAGACUGCCAGCGGACUUCAGACACGGGUGACCCCCCCCAAACCCGCCCCAACACCCACUGGCAGUUGCAGUUGCAGUGUGUGGUGCUGACAGCUUUUCGAUGGACAGUAAAGCACGCCGGCUGUGUCUUGUUACUCACUUGGCUCUUAUCUCUGUGAAUGUGUGAGACUGUUUAUGUACAUGAGUCUGUGGCCAGCGAUUCCAGCUGACAAUGUGCCAUUUUUGCUUCUUGCAAUAGUCAUCAAGACUUUGUAUUCAAGUAAAUAUUCAGCAUUUAGCAAGCGCCUUGUUUUGUGUUCUUCUCUUGUCUGUGCUGCUUUUCAUGUACUUUUAAUGAAUAAAGGGCCGG